AUGCCGGCCCGCCAAGCAGCUCGGCGGCGUCCCGGGCGGCGGCCCUCCUGCUGUGUUCGUGUUGCCGCGGGUCGGGCGCCGUGCCCGCCGCCGUUGUGCCGCGCCGCCGCCGGCUGCCACCGCCGGCCCCCCGGCCCGCCGGCCUCCGCCGCUCAAACCGCCGUCAACGCGCCCGAGACAGACGUGGCCCUGGUGCACGCGAUCUUCCGACAUGGAGCCCGCACGCCUGUGGAUACAUAUCCAAACGAUCCUUACAUCAACAUUACAUUCUCGCCAGUUGGUUGGGGGCAGCUGACUAACAAAGGCAAGAUGAUGCAGUACCAGCAGGGCAAGUUCCUGCGGGAGCGCUACGACGCCCUGCUGGGGCCCUUGUACUCCCCACGCGUCAUCGAGGCGCGCUCCACCGACAAGGACCGCACCAAGAUGUCGGCGCUGCUGGAGCUGGCCGGGCUCUGGCCGCCCCAGGGCGACCAGCGCUGGAACCCGUCGCUCAACUGGCAGCCCAUUCCCGUGCACAGCGUACCCGUCCCGGAAGAUCACCUUCUCCUGGGCUACUCGCCAUGUCCAGGCUACUACGAGAAACGAGAUGCGGUGUUAGCAAGCGACGAAGUUAAGUCACAACUUGAGGCCCUAAAUGCCACUAUCCUUUACGAAGUUUUGACCAAUAUCACAGGCCUCCAAAUUGCUAAUCCCGACGACGUGCAAUCGCUCUACAGUACUUUAACGGCGGAGCAACAGUUUGGUCUUACACUGCCUGAAUGGUCACUUGAAUACUACCCUGAGAAACUGGAAACAAUUACAGCUUUGAGUUUUGAGUACAACGCGUACACAAAAGAACUACAAAAAAUUAAAGGCGGACCCUUGUUGAAAAAAAUAGUAGAGGAUGCAAAACAGAAAAUAAAUGGAACAUUGGAACGUAAGUUUUUCAUGUACGCCGGCCAUGAUUCAACAAUUGUAAAUUUACUGAUGUCACUUGGUGUGUGGGAUACACAAGUUCCCGGAUAUGGUAUUCUGACAUUGGUAGAGUUGCACCAAGAGAAAGAAAACGGAAACUAUGGAAUAAAGGUUUUCCUACGAAAUUCUACUGAAGAGGAUCCAUAUGCUUUAGAAAUUCCUGGAUGUGGUCAUUACUGUCCAUUUCCAAAAUUUGAAGAAUUAACAAUGGAGACAAUCACACUAAAUUGGGAUGAACUUUGUCAGAUUAAUGAUCCAAACUAUGUGCCCCCAAGUUCCUCGCCAAUUUAAAUGUAUUUAUUAAUAUGUAUUUUGAAGAUUAGUAUUAUAAAUGAUAUUAAAGUACCUAACAAUAAUAUUUUUACUCAUUCACAGUUUUUUUUCUGUGGCAUAAAUAUAAAUAGAAUAGAACCAUAAAUGCCUCGUGAACCACAAGCCGUUUAACAGAUUUAGCUCUAGUCUAAAUUUGAAUAUUUUUUUAUCCACAAUAAAAAAUCAUACAUUGAUGGAUUCUUCAGAAAUAGAGAAUAAGAAAUUUACUCUUGCCACCUGAUUGUUGUUCUGAUUAUCAACUGUAUUUAAAUAAUGACGCAGCUAAAUUACAUUGUUUAUGUAUCAUAAUGUUUCCUCAAAGCUUGUCAAUAAACAUUUCACUGUCACAAAAACAUUUUGAAUGUUGUUAUUUUUUUCCAUACAGCAG
Messenger RNA from Gryllus bimaculatus (two-spotted cricket), 1654 nucleotides. The record is from the annotation of a GenBank genome assembly. NCBI's taxonomy places the organism in Eukaryota, Metazoa, Arthropoda, Insecta, Orthoptera, Gryllidae.